CCACCUACGAAUCCUACACCUGCCCCCGCUGCUCCCUCCCCUUCCCAACCUCCUCCGACCUCCAAACCCAUCUCCUCUCCCCCUCCUCCCUUUGUGACUCAGUCGCAGCAGGCGAUGUCUGCAUCGUAUGCGGUAUGAAAACAGACUCUCCAAGCCUACAGAAAGCGCAUUAUGCGCAUCAUCUCAGAUUGGAGGGUGGGGUGUUUGAGAGAGUUGGGAUUGGGCAUGUUGGAAGACAGGAUCCUGGGGUGCCGGGGUUGGCGGGUGAGGCGGGGAGGAUGAAGGCCGGGGCUAGUGGGAUGGGGGUGUUGAGAAUGACGAGGAAGGAUGUGAAUAAGGAGAAGGCGGACAAGGAGAGGGCGGAGGCAAAGGAGAAGGAUAAGGCUAUAGCGAAGGAAAGGGAGAGGGAGAAGGAGAGGAAUAAGACGAGCCCGAGCACGACGAGACACAAGAGUGGGGAGAGACCAAAACAGCCCGAGCCAACGACACCUCUCUUGGUUAAAACCUUGUCGCAGACGCCGAGCCUAUCACCUACCGCUGUUCGAACGCCUGGCACUGGCGCCACGAACUCCAGUAUGAUCGACCCAGCGUUGAUGGCUAUGAACGCACCGCCAAACCCUCCGCAUCCUCCACAACAUCCGUCCGGUGUCCAUUCCGACCCAUCGCACCCCGCCAUGAUAUACAUCCCCGGCUCAGGAAGCUGGUACGUUCUCCCGUCUUCAUCCCCAACUGGGCAAAUCUACAAUGGACCCCUGCCGACGUCGCAGAAUCCUCUGCCUUCGCAGCCUGCGCCGGCUGUUGGAGCGGAUGGACGGGUCCCAAAUCCUAUUCAGAGGGUCCGGCCGCCCGGGAGUAUGACGGGUGCUUUUUCGUUGUCGAUGUCGAUGUCGCCGCCGGGGCCAUCACCGUUGCCUACGCCGCCGAGUUCGGUUACCGCGUUGCCUGCUGCGUCCACGGUUGGACCGGCACCCGCAUCUGCACCUGCUCCGGUGUUUGCACCGUCACAGCAAGCGGAAGCACCGAGGCUGUCGCAGUCGCCUGUGACAUUGGUGGUGACGGAAGAUCCACGAGCGUCAGGAAAAUCUAUGGCAGACGCGACGCCGACACCGAAGCACCCAAACUCUCACCGUCUCAAGCCUCCUGCACCCAAGUCAGUACCCGCACCGGCACCGGCACCGGCACCUUCGUAUCAAGGGUAUCAGGGACAGGCGUGGGGCGCAUCACAGUUGCAGUCGCCAGUAGCCAUGUACCAACCUCUACCGCCAUAUGCGCACCUUCCACAAUCACUCCAACAACCACCACCGCCUAGUCCAAGACUACCCCCGGGUCCAAGACACCCCACCCCAACAUGGUCCACGUUUCAACAACUCGAACUCAUGGAAUGGGUUGCGCAGGAUGAGAAAGAACGGUGGAGACGCGCGAGUCAUCGGUUUGGGAGGAGUGUUGAGGAGUGUGUGCGGGAGGCUGAGGCGAUUGGGUAUAAGGUGUUUAAGUUGGGGCCGAGCAAUGGGGGUGGGAGGUGAAUUAAGUGAGGAAGAGCAAGGGUUAGUGGAGAU
Saitoella complicata NRRL Y-17804 is the source of this 1556-nucleotide messenger RNA. RefSeq lists its product as uncharacterized. The transcript has a single exon. The record is from RefSeq and is a predicted model, not a curated record. Bases 315 to 1523 code for a protein of 402 amino acids. Lineage: Eukaryota; Fungi; Ascomycota; Saitoellomycetes; Saitoellales; Saitoellaceae.